AUGGCUGAUAACCCCGGCUCUGCUCAAUUUGACGGAACAAGUGCUUUUGCUUCGGCUGUAGCUCGUGCAAGACAGGUAUAUUAAAUAAGCAUUUUAAACUCAAUAAUUUGAAGUUUGGGAAGAUAGUGAAAGACUAUUUUGUGCAAAAUGAAAAAAAAUGACUGGUCUGAACACGUGGUAUAAAGAAAAAAUGCCCGUCAUUUUUCACGGCUUCGCCUAGAAAGUCACGUCAUUGUUCUCCAUUUCCCUCGUUAUAUGCAGUUUUAUUGUUUUUGUUUCACGGUCUUAUUUAUAAUGCUAAUAGUCAUAUAAUUAAAGAAAUUGCAUGCUUGAAGAUUUAUUGCCCAUUCUAUAUACAUUUUCACUUGAAUUAUUAAUAAAAAUCCAAGGACAACUAACUUAUGAUUGAGAUGAAAGUUCCAUUUUGUUUUUCAGAGGUUAGCAGCAACUACAGAAAUUGCUUUAGUUUUGGUCAUGUCAAUUUAAAUCUUAUAUAAUUAGUUUCUGUAAAUCUGUGUGCUAUAAUUUUAUAACUGACAAACCUGAUCUGAUGAAGGGCUAGAAACCGCUGUCUCGGGCUCUAUUUAAAACAAAUCGUUGUGCUGCAAAAGCGGAUUGUGUAAUUUAGCCACAAACUUUAAGUAUGCUAACCUUCAGUUUUCCUUUUCACAUCCUCGGGGAAAAUCUCACAAUGUUAAUAAUUUUCAAAUUAUAUAGUUGAAUUUUUAAAUGCAUUGCCAAUCUUGUCUUUAUUUGGCUAAAUAGUGAACUUCAUAGGGGUAAAAGAGGAGGCAUGAUUGAUAAAAUGUUUAAUAUGAAACUUUGUUGAAUGUUUACAGGCUUAAGUUAAGAAUGUCUUGGUUUUACAUGUGUGACACUUUAGUUAUUAAAGUAUUACUUUGUGCCUAUUUAUUAGGUCUCAUUUGGCUUUUUCAAAUUCUGAACUUUGACAAUUUUAUUUUAAACAAAUUAAUGGGCCAGCUUUGUUCCAACUGCUUCAACUACAUAAUUUAUAAUGAACCCCACAUUUGUAUUUCAUGUAUGUUCCGAGUCUUCUUGCAGACUCGAAAAAGACAAGCAUUUGACGAUCUUUACAGUUUUUGGUGUAAUAUUCCCCUUUUUCGGCUUUGUUAAAUGGGGAUAUGUUGUAUGUAUGACGCUGACAGCAUUUAAAAGAAAAUGUCACCAUUACUAGUCAUUUUAAAAUCUUUGCAGCUUAGCUUCUAUUUUUGUAUGUGGGCCCUUAUAUUUAAAGAAUAAUAAAGAAAACUGUUAUCUAUAUCUUUAGCUGCCUGACUUUCGUGGCCUUGAAAUUUGUGACUAAAAUACAUGAUUAGUGGGGUUCAGUAUUUAAAUUCUCCAGAGGAUUUAGAUUCUUUGUAAUUAAAAUAAUGCAAAUUAAAUCGUUUCCAGUUAGCUAUGCCUAACAUGAUCCUAACAGGCUGAACGCCGACUAUUGUAUGUUGAUCUCCCAACUAACUUCUGUUUCACAAUCGUAUUUCACAUUACAUAGGUCCUUGCUAAUGUUGACGAUAUUUUACUUCAAUUAAGGAAGGGGUUUAAUUCCUAGAUAUAUGCUAUAGGCUAUUAGUUUUACUAUAUUUUGUUAUUGUUAUUCAUGUAUUUAAUGUUUUAUGUAUGAUGAAUCACCAAGUUGACGUUUUUUAUUAUAACAAUUUUAUGCUGGGAUAACAAUGCAUAUAACUAUUUAAAGUCAAUCCUUUUCAUUAUGGUUGUUUUUUGUUUUAUAAAAUAAACAUUAAGAGGGAAGAAUGGUAGAAAUUCAUGGUUUUUAGAAUAUUUUACAUGCUGAUUUUUGUCAUGCAUUUUAAGAAAACAAAGUAGUUUGCAAUGUUGGGAUGUAUUUAAUUUGUGGUAAUUGUUUUAUCAUGCAAAUACCAAGACUUAUGUUUUCAGAAUUUUUUUUUCUUUUCAUUGAGGCUUCUUAAUGUAAAACAAAGAAACUGCAACAGGUGAUUCAGCGGCAACAAAUAUGGCCUCAGCCUAAUGCUAACCAUGUGUUUUUCUCUCUUUUUUCCCCCUUCCCAUCCCCACUUCCCAUUUUUCUUCUCUGUUUCGUGCAUUUGCCUGUGUUCGCCCUGUGUAGAUAGCAGCCAAGAUCACACCAGGAGCAGGGGACGCACAAGUGCAAGGUAUCAAGAGACCUUUGGAUGAUGGCGCCUCCUUUGGUAAAUUAGAUCAUUUUUCUCAAAUUAAAAGACAUUCCAAAAUCCUCAAAAUCAAAAAGUAAACUUUUCCCCACCAAAGUAGAAACAUAUGGUAAGACGAUAAUGUCGUGCGUUUGGCCUGUUUUGGUCUCUUUUUACCGAAGUCUAACAAAUCAAAAACAUAUAAAAAAAAAAUUUGUUAGUUGCCUGUAUAAGUGCUUAAACCCUGGGUUCGGUUAGUUUCUCUCUCUCUCUUCUUUUUUUUUUUAGUAUUCACUGUUGUGCAAACACUAAUUUUAUUAUUAUUGCUAAUUGAUUACUCAUACAUAGCACUUGAUUGUGCAUCCCCUUUUUUUAAAAAAAAGAAUGUGUCUUUCCCAGCUAUUUGCAUUCAUAGCUAAUAAACAGUUUAAGGGCUUUAAACUCAUGUCAGGUGAUAUCAAGAGGUGGACAAUUAAAUUAAACACAUCAUUCAAAACUCCUGUCAAGCAUAGCCCAUAUAAUUUGCUUACUAUUUUUAUUUAGAUUUGGCCUUCGUUUCAUUCCCUUUUUCAUUCAACUUCUAGAUUUCAUACAUACCAUUUUAAUACUGUUUAAACUAACGGGGAAAAGUCGCGAUCCCUUUAAUCAGCAACCGAAUUUGCCGUAUUUCUAUUAUGAAUCAAUUUUAAAAAUUUGAAAAAUAGGAAUCUUGAGUUUUUAUUUUUAGUUGAGAUAAAAUGUUUUCUAAGCUAAAAGGGGGCAUCAUCUGUCUAGUUGGUCAGUUUAAUUUUUGUAUUGUUUGUAAUUUCAAUGCUUAAUAUUUCCAUUUCUUUAAAGAAAAUUAUCGUGUUAAAAUUUCUAUAUUUGAAUUCAGUCGUUCUGUAAUUUAUUUAGUACAAUAAUUGUUUCGGAUCAUUGCAUGCUUCUACCAUGUUUUUUAAAAAAGGCUUUUAAAAAUAUUUUUUCCUGAUGACAUUGAUAUAUUUCCCUAUUUUCAUGUCAUGUAAUACAGAGCUACACUACUUUAAUUAAAUGGCCUCUGUAAACGUCAGUAGCUUAGAAAAUAAGUUUUGUAGAAGUAUUAGGAAUGUUGUACAUAGUUGUUUAUAAAACUAUUAACCAACACUUAAAGAGUUCUCAUUUUUUAAAAAAUUAUCUUACAAUCCUCAAGUGUGUCUUUGUAUAUACUUGCCACGAGAUAUGUGACAUCUUUAACUUCUGUUGAUACAAAAUGGCAGUCUAUAAAUUACCUGCAUGUUCUUUUCUUUACAUGUUGAAUUUUUGUUUUAAACUUGUUUUGUUUGUUUAUCUGCCGUAUACCACACUUCAUGUUAACUCCUUCUUAUACAGCUUUCAAAUGUGCAACAUAUUGAUACCUUUGCAUAUAUUUGUAAUUUUGUUUCAUUGGUUAUUUGUCCCCAAUCAGGUAUUUAAGGGCUUAUAAAGAGGCAUGGAGAACAAUGUUCUGUGUUCUUUAUAUGUAAAGAAAGAAAGGCUGCUACUGCAGUUAUUGUGCAGUUUUUGUGUUUGCCGUUUUAAAAGUCUUGACCAGACAUUUGUUAAAAUUUAUAUAUAUAUAUAUAUAAAUUAUACUUAUAUAUACACAUUUAUUUAUUUUUCACUGAUGUAUCUACGAUACAGAUAUUAAUUUUUCUAAAUUAUUUUGAUCCUUUUUAAGAGUUGUUUUCUCCACGUCAGAACUUUGAGGUGAAGGAGCUUUUUAUAUAAAAAUAGAGAAAUGUAGUUUUUGAAGUUGUAUCAAUUUGUAAUGCAUUGAUUCAUAUGUAAUGCAUUUUGCCUUAUUCUACUGCAAUUCUCUACUUUACAUCUUGUUUUGGGAUUUAUUUACUAAAGGCUUUUUGUUCUACAGUAAAUACAUUUUUUUAAAACAUUGAGCAAUGCAGUUUCUUAGUCAUUAUUGUCAUGAUGAAAAUAAGACGGGCGGACUGAAUAUCAACAUGAAGACUCGUCUUAUCUGAACAAAUGAUCAAAUAUUUUAAAACAAUAUGCUAUAAUGAUCGAACUUAAUAAAGUAUUAACAUAAAAAUCAAUAAGGAACAAAUAGCUUUGAAAAUAUGUAUUAAAAAAUCAAUGCAUUUACUUUCAUUUAUCUACUUUUAAAUUUUGAAUCAUGGAUUAAAUAAGUUUAACUUAAAUUCUUUAAUCUUAUUAUCAAGAAAAAAUAUUAAAUUUUAUAAAUUCAGUCUUAAAACUGUUCAGUAUGUUUUGAAAGGUAUUAAAUACUUUUUUUCUAUUUGUGUCAUUUCAGGUGAGCCUGAAACAAAGAAAAUAGCUGGUGAUUGUAAGUGAUUGGUUAGAUCAUGGAGUGGCAAUAUAUAACCUUGGGUUUUGUUUUAUUUUGAUCUUUUUAUAAAUACAUUCUUUUUUUCAUUUUUAUAUUUUUAAUGUAAGAGUUCAUUUAUACAUUUUGAGUAUAAAAUUGUUUUACAGCAGCAAUAGGUGCACAGUUGAGAGCUAUUGCAGAUAAUCAAGGGUGAGUGUUAUUUUAUCAUCUAAACAUUUCAUAUUAAAAAUAAAGCACCUAGAUUGAGCUAAGCCAUUUGGUUAGCCCUCAGUUGUUACUAAACAGUGGAAAAUUAUGCGUUCAUGAAAGUCCUUAUUUCGACAAAGGCAUAUUUCAGACCUGUUUACCUUCAAACUCUUAAAAUCGUACAAUAUCAUCACAUAAUCAUUCAAAACAUUCUCUUUAUAGAAAAAAAAACAUGCAGUAUAAUGUAUACACCUCAAAAUCAUAAGAGUAAACAGGUCUGAUAUUUUAUCUCUUUUUAUCUAUCAAGAUUUGGGCAAGGAACAGACGCAGCACGUGCUGCUCAAGAAGCGGCAGCCAGAAUUAAUCGUCAAUUGGGCAUUCAGCCAGACCCAAGUAUGCAGCCACAGAAACCAGGACCUCAUGCUGGCCUAGGAGGAAUGAUUAACACAGAAGAGCAUAGAGUUCCUGAUAAAAUGGUUGGAUUAAGUAAGUCUUUUUGUGAUACAUAAGUAGAGGUUUUAAUUAGAAAGACAACUUACUGGUUGGUAGUUUCUUUUCAACUUUUAGAAUUCUGUAGCAGGAUAUUUUAAUUUCUAGAUGAGUUUGAUUGCUUAUUCCCUAUGGUAAAACCUGAUAAACACACUUCUCAUGGAUAAAUAACAGCUACAACAUGCAUCCCCGAGACUUCUGGCGGCGUGAUAACAUGAAAGACCUCUAAAUUUUGUGUUUGUUGAAGUGCCAAAAUAAGUGUUUUGUUAAGUUUUGGCCAUGUUAUAUUUUUAACUCGUUCCCUCCGGCAGUGCUACUUCCGGACUUCAUUUAUUUUCCUGAGAAAAAGGAAGCAACUCAGUUUUGAAAUUUUAAAAAUAAUUUUUUUAAGUUGCUAAAUAUUAUUUAAUGUUAAUGAAUUAAGAACAAAUGCAACAAAAGAUGAAUACGGUCUAAUAUAAAUAUAACAUUAGCGGGGGACAAAUAACCAACAAUGGCCAAAAAAUCGAUUUUUUCAACCUCGGACGAACACAUGCUACAUGUAGACCCGUCGUACUAAAGCACACAUGGUUUUAAAGAGAAACAAGAUAAAAACUUCCAGUUUUUAAAUUGAAAUCACGCCAUAGCCGGAAGUCACGAUGGACGCGAGAUUUCAUUGCUAUUUUUAACUAAAAAUAAGAGGUGUGUCGCUAUACGCCGGGACGCAUCAGGAGGAACCCCCAGUGGACACAUUUAGCCGCAACCGCCGGGAAUGAGUUAAACCUAAUCCAUUUGUCCUUUAGGGGGGAGGUGCACCCUGAACACAGGUCGACUGCUAAAAAAUUCACAAAAAAAAAAAACUAUUUAAGUUAGAAGUGUCAAAUUUUUACUGAAGCUAGAUGAAUGGUCAUUCUACCAUAACACAUAAAAUAACCAUUAGUAGUGCAAUAUAAUAGUUUGCUAACAUUGAGAAAAAGAAAAAAAAUGAGAUGCUGGAUCAGGCAUGUCAGACAAAAAAAAUUAGAAUGUUUUAAGCUCAAAUUUAUUACAAUUUUUUAACCAUACAGCUUAGCUUUGGCGACAACUAGGAAAAAUGUAAUUUAUUGAAUACUUUUUGUAUCACAGCAUCCCAAAGUAUUUAAAGUAUUAAUUUUGACAUUUUAUAAUCAAACUUUGAAGGAUUGUAAAAUGUGUACUUAUUAAUAUAUUACAAUAUCCUUAGUUGCUGACAUAGACAAGUAUAUAAUAUAGCAUCUUGCAAAAUUUUAAGCAAAUUGGUUCAUAUUUUAAAAGUUAUCAUUUUUUAUGUGAAUUAAAUGUCGAAAUUUUGUGAAUGAACGCGCAAUAAUUUUGUUCAUUAAGUAAAUACAUUUUAUAAUUUUAAUGACCCCUUCCUGAAAGAUAAGGAUGUAAUUUUGCUUCAACUUUUGACUCUUCUAACCCAAAUUUAAGCCUUCUUCUGUUUUUUCUAUCUUCUAAGGACUUAUUAAUUUGUUUUUUGUGCCUUCGAUACCCGCUGAGCACCCAUCAUAAUGAAAUAAUUGAAAGUUAACUGUCCAAAGGAAAGCUGCAAAAUCUUAGAGGAGCCUCCAAUACUUUGGAUCCAUCAUUGAAAAGAAGGGUUGCUAAGUCAACACCACUGGACAGCUCUUAAACCAUGAUAUUUGUUCUUAGGGCACACAUUCAAUAUAUUAUUAUUCGAUUCGUUCGCAUUUUGGUUAUAAAUAUCUAAACAUUUAUUUAAAAAUAAUUGGAUGGUAAAGGUCUAAAAAAAUUGGCCUAAUUAAAUUAAUUUCUGCCGAUUCCCUGUUAUUAUAAACAUUAAAAAUUAAUGAAAUGAUUUACAGAUGUCUUAAUUUUCACUUUAAUCGAAAUGAAAACCAUUUACUCUGUCUAUCAAUUUCAUUUCUGACUUGUUCUGGGUGGGUGUGGCAUUUGGUGUUAUCGAGACCAUUAAAUUUUAAUUUUAGUCAAAGUCAAGAUAUUCAACGAUUCAAUGGAUCAGAUGGUUUUGAUUAAUUUAUUCCAUUUAAAAUAUCCUCAUUGGGUCCAAUAUUAGGCUUAGUAUGUCUAUUUUUGUGAAACGCUAGUUUCUUUGAAUAUUUGUUAUCACUAGACAUUGUAUAAACAAAUGAUAAACAAAUAUUAAGACAAUUUUAAUAUUAACAAAAAUGUUUUGUUCAUGGAAGCCGCCAUAUUUAAAGGACUGAUCAUUGUAUUCAACAAUUAUUUGGCAGGUCAUCCUUGUUUUAAUACAAUUGAGAUAGAAAAAGUAUAAGGAUUUUUAUUAUUUUUUUUUGUCAAUUCUGAUACACAUCACUUUCUAACAAAAUUCAUAUCUUAAGAACUAUUUAACUUAAAUUAAAAAUAAUUACAUAUAAUUGUGCAGAAUUGAUGCACUUUAUUUUGAUAUCAAUGGUUACUGUUAAAUCGAAAAAAGUUUUUUUUCCAUUUCUCAUGGUGUACCUCCCCCCUUAAAAUUAUUUAGCAGCUUGUUUUUUCCCUAAACAAUGAUGGUUCAAUUGUAUUUCCCUUUGUUCAUGAGUAAAGGCUAAGUAUGGAUGUGUUCACCUGGAGGGAAUGGGUUUGACUCAAGUUUAUAUGUGAACAUUUUAGUCCCUUAAAACUCAUCUGUUUAGGUCCGCCUAUGACCUGUGAUGCACCCUCCUUGCCCUGCCUCAUUUUCAGUUUCGGUUUGAUCCUGAAGUAUAGGCCAAAACGUGUCAAAGUGUCCUCGUUUUAUAGCCAUUUUCAUUGUUUCUAUAGUAUAGUAGUUACUAUCCUAGUGUCUCAUUUUUAUUUUACUUAGUUUACAUGUUUUUAAUAAUUGUAAAGCCCUUAGAUCUUUAUGGUAAGCGCUAUAUAAAAAUGCCUAAAUAAAUAAAUAUUCUUUAUGAAUGAAGACCCUUAGAAUUAAUUUGAAUUGUUUUUAGACAGGGUGUGCAUAACAUCCACUUUCUGAAGUGACAGUAUACUCAUUUAAUUUUUUAACAUUGGGGCAGAACUUACUGGCCGUGGGUUUUGCUAGACCCUUGGAAUUCCUCGUUCUGCUAUAUUAAUAUUGCAAGGUUUUUACUAGCACUGAUGGGGUAAUAUCCACUUGAUCAGUGUUCAAGUAAUAGCCCUUGCUACAAUUUUUAGAAAUUUACUGUCUCCGAAGUCACCAAAGUUUUUUAUUUUCAUAGUAAUGGUAUUUUAAGUUCAAGCUGUGGCUCAUCAAACCUUAUUUGAAAUGAAUUUACUUAGUGUGGAUUUUUUUUUAUUCCAGUUAUUGGGAAAGGUGGUGAACAGAUUACAAGAUUACAAGCAGAAACUGGGUGCAAGGUCCAGAUUGCUCCAGGUAAUUUUUUUUAGUGGUUAGACUAGUCAGUUUAUUUUAUGCUAACGACUUAAGCAAAAGUGACUCAAAAUAUAUUUUUAUAUUUUUUUUACCUCUUUGGUCCUAUAGAGAUAUUGUAAUUGUUAAAUUUAAAGAAAUUGCCUUUUUGACAAUUUAAAGUGAUUGACUAAUCUAAUGAAAGUGGAUGCUGGCUCUAAUUCUGUUAUUUAAAAAAAAGAAAAUGGUUAUCAAAGUAUGAAGUAAAGUUUGGACUCUGUUGGCAGUUUUUUUUUGGUGCAUGUUUUCUGGGACAGAUGGCACCCCAACUCAAUGCAUUCAUAAGAUUCUUAUCCUUUUUAUGUAAAGGAAAGGUGUAUGAAAGAAGAGUAAUGUCUGUAUACCUUUUAUUGAUGGUUUUGCUUCAUAACAAUAGACCUCCUGAUAAAUUUAUGUUUGUGGAAUAACAUGACCACAGUCACGUUUCUUAGUUUAAAGUUUUCGCAUGCAUAUUUGUUUAUGAAAUAUGAUGAAAAUUGUUGACGGGCGGACUGAAUUUACUUGUUGACUGUCAACCUCUGAAUUUUAUUUUAUCCACUUAAAUUAUAUUUUAAAGCUUACUAUAUAACUUAAAAUUUAUUUGAAAAUCUUUUACAGAUAGUGGUGGGUUGCCUGAGAGACCUUGUACACUCACUGGAUCUCCCCAAGCAAUUAUGUAAGUGAAUUAUUGCAAAUAGUUUGAUUCAUUUUAGUUAAAGAUAAAGGUAAAUGAAUGUGAGUAUUUAAUAUGUACUUUUUUUUUUGUUUCAGGCUGUGUAAGCAAGCAAUGCAGCAAAUCAUUGAACGGGGUCAAGGAGGAGGUGGUGGUGGUGGUGGUGGUGGUGGUCCACAUAUGGGAGGAAUGGAUGGAAUGGGCGAAGGAGGAACUGUUGUUGAGAUGAAUAUUCCUGGAUCUAAAGUGGGGCUUAUUAUUGGUAAAGGAGGCGAGACAAUAAGACAGCUACAGGUAAAUUAAAAACCUUAAUAAAGAAAGAAAAUAUGAUUUUUGUUGUCUGCUUGGGGUUAUAUGGUUGUAACACAAUUUUUUUUUACAAACUUCUCAGGAAAGAGCUGGAGUAAAGAUGGUUAUGAUCCAGGAUAGCAAUGCACCAUCUGCACAUGAUAAGCCACUGCGUAUUAGUGGUGACCCAAGCAAAUGUCAAAGAGCUAAAGAUAUGGUGCUUGAUCUUCUUGCUGAGAAAGAUGGUAUUCCAAGACCAGGUGGUGGAGGUGGUGGCUAUAAUGACUUUGGCUCUCCAAUGGGUCAUAUGGGACAUGGAGGAGGUGGUCCCAAUGGCAUGGAUAUAGGUGUUCCACGACAAGGUGUUGGUUUGGUCAUUGGCAAAGGGGGUGACAUGAUCAAGAAAAUUCAGACUGAAACUGGUGCUAAAGUACAGUUUAAGCCAGGUUAGGAAAAUUUACUUUUACUGUUUAUUAGGUACCGUAAUACAAGAAAAUUAAACAGAUCAUUUAGGUCUAUAACAUUGUAUAAUUUGAGGAUUAACGUUUUUCAUAAAUGCGGUGGAAUUUAUAUGGUAAAAAAUAUAUCAUUUUGAUGCGGCAGUCCUAGUUAAAAUUAUAUGCAACCAACGGGUAAGCUAAAUUUUAAUAAAAGCUGUUUAAAUAUAAUGUUCUUGGUUGUAUAUUAUUGCAGAUGAUGGUCAGAGUCAAGACAGAAUAUGCUCUGUAACAGGUCCCCCGGAUAAAGUACAACAAGCCGUGAGGAUGAUUCAGGAUCUGCUGGCCAAGGCAAAUAUAAUGGGGGUUUGUAUUAUUCCUUCAUUUACUGUAGACCUUAAUUUUCACAGCCCUUAAUUUUGGCAAGCAUAUACAAAAAAUCUUGGGCAUUGAAAAAUUAAUGGAGGUCAGUUUUGAAGGAUUAUUUCUCACCUCGUGAUAUGUUAAUUUGGGUGUGGUUAAUGUUUUUAAAUAAUUCUUCUGAUUACAGGAUCAUUAGAUAUUUAAUAUAUUAAUAAGUGGAAUGUACCACCAGGUGAUUUGUUCUUAAAAUGAUUGUGGCUUAUUAGCAUAUAAUCGAUUUAAGCUAAAGCUUUAAAAAUGUUUGGUGUUGUUUCAGGGUCAACCUAUUCAUAACUUUGGUGGUCCAAUGGGGCCUGGUCCAGGUAAUGACAUGGGUAGGGGUGGUCCAGGUAAUGGUCCAUUCUCCCCACCUGGUCCUCGUGGUGGAAUGGGUGGUAGAUUUGAUCCCAACUUCCAAGAUCACACUACUUUCAGUGUGCCAGCUGAUAAAUGUGGAUUGGUUAUUGGCAAAGGUAAGCCUUUUGAAUUUUUUGGUGUUAAAGUUAGUUGUAUCACCUUUUAUUAUUUUAUUUUAAGUUGUAUUAUUCAAGCAUUUAAUAUUGAAAUCAUUUUUUUUUUUUUUAAUUACAGGUGGUGAAACAAUUCGGGAGAUAAACCGCCAGUCUGGGGCUCAUGUUGAGUUAGACCGCAAUCCACCUCCCAACAUGAAUGAAAAGCUAUUCAAUAUCCGAGGCAACCCAAACCAAAUUCAGCAUGCAAUUCAACUUAUUCAAGAGAAGACUGGUCAACAGGGAGGGCCGAAUGAUCAGGUGGGUUGGGCUGAGGUGCGUCAACAUUUCAGGACUUCUGAGUCAAUUUGGGGUUUGACUUUGAUUAAAAUGAUGAAAAUAUUGACGGGCGGACAGAAUUUCCUUGUUGACUGUCAAAUUCUGAAUUUGUAUCUUCCUUUAAAGCUAUAAUUUUGUUAAAUUAACGCCGUUAUCCCCUUGUAGUCUAGUCUAACUUUUUGUCUCAUUUCUUUAGUCAUUCUUUCCUAAGGGACAUGGACCUGGAGGUGGCCCUGGUGGUAUGAUGGGUGGUCCUGGUGGCCCCAGUGGCCCACCUGGAGGGCCAGGACCACAAGGUGGUCCAGGUGGACCUGGACCUCAAGGCCCUGGUGGCUAUGAUCAAUUUGGUGGUCAAUUUGGACAGCCUAAGUAAGUAUACUUAUUAUUAGAUCCAUUUAUCAUCCUUAAUUUCAGGGUGUGAAGAUGACAUAAAGAUGUGUAUUUUGGGGAAUAUAGCUACACAAAAAAUCCCCCCCCCCCCCGGUUUGGGUAAUUUUUUCAAGGUUUUUCCAGAAACCUCCAUCACUGUAAAAAUUGUAGGACUUCAAUUCAAUUUUAACGCCUUUUCAAUGCUUGAUCAUUCUGGUGAGGGGUGUCGAAAAUCUGCAAUAUUGUACCGCAAGGAUUCGCUGACACAGACAUGGCCAUGCUCUAGGUCACAUUGUUUGAGUUUGAUAGUAGACCUUGCAACAGUUAUGAAAAAAAUUAUGGAUUGUACUUACCAGUUUUGUUUAACCCUUUCGCCCUUAGGCCAACACUGAGCCACUCCAUGAGAAAAGGGGCAUAACAGUAAAAUUUGCAACUUACAAUUUUUAAAAGCUAUUAAAGCAAUUUAAGUCAAACUUUGGAAAUUAAAUGAAAUGUAGACAAGGUAUAAUAUUAUAUAAAAUUAAUUAUAAAAAACACUUAAAAACCCAAUGAAAAAAAUGUUUAUUUGAUUUGAUGUGCUGGCGACAGAAGUUGGCAUCAAGUUUGUAUGGAAUUUUGAGAAACAUUCUUCUUUACAAAGUCUAACUUUUGGCACAAAUUACAUCCAUAAACAGUCUCAUGCACACUUUUUCUUUUUCCAAUUAUUGACUGAACAGAACUGUCAAGCACGUUUGUUUCCAACCGUCCUUAUCAGCCGGUGCUCAGUCAGUCCCUACUCCUGUAGAAGCUGAUUUACUUGUUGGUUUUCUCUUCCGGCUGAUGGUCCAUUUCAGCAAAGAUGAGCUAAGGCUUUAGCUAUACUCCAUAUGGGACAGUUUGUUUUUUUGGAUAGGGUCUAUGAGAAUUUGAGUACAGGAUCCAACUAUUGACAAAAGCAAUCUGAAGGAGAAAUCGAAAUGUAUAUCUCCACCACUUUGCAGAUUUUCUUCCUACUGGAUAGUAUGAACACAAUUGGUUUAACACACACACACACCCCCCCCCCCCCCCCCCCCCAAUAUUGUACACAUCCACAACAGUAGUAAUAGUCACUUCAUACCGACCUCACCUCCUAACUGGAUGUCCCAUGAGCAGUGUUGGUGCUUAGCAGCGUAACAUAUCUUUUGUCCUUUCAGACUGGCCACAAGAUUUCCAUUUUGCCUGACUUGGAUUUCUCCUUUUUUUAUUUUUGAGGGUGUAUAUUCAGAUGGCCAUCCUUUUCUAUUGGGCCUUAUUCUUGAGCAGCAAUAAAUAUCCUUUGCCAAGAGAUCCUGUGCUAAUUGAAUCGAGAAAUAAUUAUCAAAGAGGUGGUUAUGAUUAUAUAAAAAUCUUUCCCCCAGAUUUGUCACAGCAUAAUGUCCACUUCCAUGAGGCAUGUCAUCUUUCACCUUCCCAUUAUAAAUAUUGAAAUCAAGAAGUUGCCCUGUAGGUGAAUCAGCAGCACACCAAACCUUAUUGCCCCAGGGGUUAGGUUUCCCUUUGAUGUACUUUUUAAAUGCCAGUCUCCCACUCAAGGCUAUCAUUGCCUCAUCGAAAUUUAUGUUUUUGCCUGCUAUAAAAGCUGAAUUAGCUUUUAUGAGUUCUGCAAGUGGUCUUACUUUAUGUAGGGGGUCAUGGUCUUCUUUGCCUCUGGGAGGAUUUAGAGAUGAGUCACUUAGAUGUAAGUAUUGUGACAGCUUCUCUAGGCGUGAUUUACUCAUACACGAAGCCACCCCUUGGACAUGGAGGCGAUCAUCAUCUGUUGACCACUAAUCAGAGUAUUCUGGUAGAACAUGUAUGCCCAUAAUUAUAUAAAUAUGACACAACAGUUUUAUUUCACCAACUGCUGCUGGCUUCCAAUAUUUGUCCACUUUAGCAGCCCUUUGUUGACAUUGUUCAGCAUACAGAGGUUUACUACUGUUGUAUAAAAUUUUUCUGGUAGGAACAAACUAAAAUAAUCAAAUGGCUCGGCAUCUGACUAAUUCAUGUUUAGGGUCACUAUCUGCAAUAAAUUCCCUGACCACAUCUGUGAUAUUAUCCCACUGGUCUACAAUGUUUGGACCUAUUGGGUCUAUGUUGUCUUGUUCUACAGCAUCAUCAGACUCAUUAUCAAUAUCGGUGUCACAAAGGUCAAACUGUUCAAUUGGAACAUCAUCACUUUCACCUUCAUCAAUUUCACUAUUACCCCCUAAGUCAUAUGUAUUCCCAUCAUAAUCGUACCCUGUAGCAUCCCUAAACAUCCUUAGAAAAUCAUCCAUUUUGAAAAAGAAAUCCACAAAACACUAUUUACAAAAAAGAAAUUGUCAAAAACACAAGACUCGUCCUGAAAUAAUCAUAGAAAAAAGCGUAUUUAUAGUUCUUUUAUUUGAGAGAUAAAGAAAGCAUAUUAACUGCUUGAAAAGUGAGAUCAGCUCUGCAGCGAAACAACAGAAAAUGGGAGACUAUCGGUAGACGCGAUGAUCGGCGACUCCAAUGGGGAAAGGGUUAAAAACAAACAAGAAUGUACUGUUCAGUUGUAAGUUGUAUGGACCUUUCUUAUAUCUACAGCCAACCCCCACAGCAACAGUAUGGUGGAGCCCCUCAAGGUUGGAAUGCCUAUGGCAAUCAAUAUCCUCAACAGCAAAAUAUGCCAAGUAAGUCUUACAUUAUAAUUUAUGUACUUCAACUUUUUUCUAUUUGAGAUAUUUUAAUAUUUUUUAAAAACAUCUGAUUCAUAAUUUAUCUUGUCAGACAAGCAACCCAAUGAUGCCAAUGCAGCAGCUUGGGCAGCAUAUUAUUAUGCCACCUAUGGUCAGGGUCAACCUGGACAACAACCUGCUGCUCCCCAGCAACCUGCAGCUCCCCAGCAACAACCCAUGCAACAACAGCAACCAACACAGACUUCUUACGCUCAACCAAAUGAAUGUAGAGUCAAUCACAGUAGGUUUAAAAGUUGCUUCCACCAGUUUCAUAAGCCUGUGCUGUGUUCUGGAAUCAUGUUUUAACUCUAUAACUGUCAUAAUGGCAGAUGAUUGGCCAUUAAACCUCUUUCUGUGGUGUCACAGCCGAUUAUAUCAGCGACCUUUGGCAAAAUCUUCCUUAACAAUGCAGAUGUAUUAAUGUAUAUAUCACUAGUUAUGAGUUUGCUUCCUAUUGUCUGCUGAUGGAGCCAAGCCGAGGCCCUCUCUCCCCCCCCCGCCCGCAUUUGGAAACACACCUUAUUGGCAUUAUUUCAAAUGGAUUUAAUUGAAGACAAUGAUUCUAGAUAUAUUCUAUGUGCUAAUAAUGAUAGUGUCAUCACUAGCGGUGAUUGCGACGUACGAGUCAGAUAUUGACAAUUUGAGCCCUUAGCUUUGUUAUGUGACAGACUAAUUUGUUUGGGGAAAGGGUGGAAAUCGAACAGAAAAGAUAGAGAUUGGAUCCCAAAGACCCACCCUAAAGAGAUUCAAAGACAUUUAUGUUUUUGUUUUGUGUAUCUUCUUUGGGUUUUGAUUAAUUAAAAAAAAAAGGGAUAUAAUUUCAUUUGAAAAGGAAUUUUUGAACUCAUUUCAUGCCUUCCCCAUUGUAUUUUGUGAGACAGAAAUUUGAAAUGUUCUGAAUGAAUAUUGCUUUUAUCUCAAAAAUUAAAUUUGGUUUAAUUCAGAAGUUGAGUUGUACAAUUUUACUCGCUCUUUAAAGGUCGAGGACAAAAUCAACAUACAUAAUAUAAAAACUUAUUUCCAUACCAAUGUGCUUUAGUACUUGUAAGGGUCACUGAACUAAUUUAGCAUGGGAUUUUGUCAUAUAAAAUGUUAAAAAUGGCUUGACACUACAGAAAAACAAUUGGCAGUUUCAUAGGGUUAAACAAUUUAGUUUUAAAUUAUUUGUAUAAGUCUUAUUUAGGACUUUUAAGGUAUAAAUUUAUUUUUAAUACAAUUUUUUUCUCUGUAAUUUGGGUAACUGAUGUAGAAGACAAUUUAUAAGAUGACUGCAUCCCUUUUUUUAAAAAAAAAAAGCAGAUUAUUAGAGCCCAAUGCUUGAUCAUUCUGGUGAGGGGUGUCGAAAAUCUGCAAUAUUGUACCGCAAGGAUUCGCUGACACAGACAUGGCCAUGCUCUAGGUCACAUUGUUUGAGUUUGAUAGUAGACCUUGCAACAGUAUUUUAUCUUUGGUUAGUCUGUCUAACUCAAAUUAAACGCAUAAGGCCUUUAAAAAAUGGAUCUUUGAAUUAAAUCAAACAUAUUUCUAACAAAAAAUUUAAGGUUGCAUUUUUUCCAUAAAAACAAAUAGUCUUGGAUUGCACUGUUUUCUCUUCUCUAAGAUUCUGCCUCUCCUUCUGCAGCCAUCAACCCCCAGACUGGUCAACCAGACUACAGUCAGGCAUGGAUAGAAUACUACAGGUCACAGGGCAUGAUUCAUGAGGCCCAGAUGGUUCUUCAACAGGUGGCUGCAAAUCAGGCAGCUGCUCAAGGGGGCCAGCCUGGACAACAGUGA
Molecule: messenger RNA, 15887 nt
Organism: Lymnaea stagnalis (great pond snail)
Lineage: Eukaryota; Metazoa; Mollusca; Gastropoda; Lymnaeidae
Source: the annotation of a GenBank genome assembly